UCCAGAGCAGAGGAGCAGUGUCCCAUUAGUUCAGACGACGGAAACACACCAAAAACACGUCGAAAACGCCCCUUUAACUUCUGUGAGUGCGGUUGCACCGCGCUGUUGAUAGUAGCACCACUACAGCUCCACUAAAAUUGGUUUUGGGAAAUAACCAUGGAAGCUAAAUUAAAGAAAGAGUUGGGGACAUCCAUGCUGAAGUCCACUGGUCACUCAGGAGGUGGAUGCAUCAACGAGGGCCAGAGUUAUGAUACUGACCAUGGGAGAGUGUUUGUGAAGAUAAAUCACAAGAGCGAGGCCAAAUUGAUGUUUGAUGGGGAGAUGGCCAGUUUGGAAGCCAUUUUACAGACAGAAACUGUUAAAGUCCCCAAGCCUGUGAAGGUGAUUGAGCUUGACACAGGAGGAUGUGUACUUGUGAUGGAACAUCUGGACAUGAGAGGUCUGAGCAAGUACUCGAAGCACCUCGGAGAGCAGCUGGCAGACAUGCAUCUUCACAACAAGAGACAGCUAGAAAAAUUAAAUAAAGAGCAGCAGACAGUGGGAAAAGGAGCUGGACAGUCAGAUGUGGCUGUUGUUGAGAAGUUUGGCUUCAGUGUAACUACAUGCUGUGGAUAUCUACCACAGAACAACGAGUGGCAGGAUGACUGGGUGACAUUCUUCUCACAGCAGAGACUGCAGCACCAGCUCAACAUGGUGGAGAAAUCCUAUGGAGACAGAGAGGCCAGAGAGUUAUGGGCCAAGCUACAGCUGAAAAUGCCUCAGUUCUUCAAAGAUAUAGAGGUUGUCCCUGCUCUCCUGCAUGGAGACUUAUGGGGAGGCAACGUGGCACAGUGUGCAGAUGUCCCAGUCAUCUUUGACCCAUCCUCUUUCUAUGGUCAUUCAGAAUACGAGCUGGGUAUUGCUGGAAUGUUUGGUGGCUUCAACAGUGCUUUUUACUCUGCUUACCAUGAAAAGAUUCCUAAAGCACCAGGCUUUGCACAGAGAAACCAGCUUUACCAGCUCUAUCACUAUCUGAAUCAUUGGAACCACUUUGGCGGUGGUUACAGGGGUUCGUCAGUAAGCAUUAUGAAGAGUCUACUGAAAUAACUGCACUCACAGUCACUUGUGGAAGCUUCAGAGUCUUAAACUUGAACCAAGUUUUAUGUAUAUAUUGACAGACUCUAAUUUGUCUUAAUAAUAGUGUGGCUAAUAUUUGAAUAGACAAAUCAUAACAUUCUAACAUUGUAAUGUCUUGCAUAUUGUGUAGACAAUACAGAAUUAACAGAACAAAGUAAUUCUGCCCUGUCUGCUCCACCUAAACCAACCUGGUUUCAAAAUGUGAUAAACAGAAUCCACAUCUCUCAGUAACUAUCGUAAAUUGUAUGUUUGCACAAGGUUAUAUUUAUCUAAGUAUUGUUAAAUUCAGUAUUUUCUAUGCUGACUUGCAGGUUGCCAAAAGUAAACCUUAACAUGCAAUACUGUUUGAAAAAGAGGCUUACCUUACACCAAAAAAACUGAGCUCUGGACCAACUUAGGAUUUGCUGUGCUAUGCUGUGAAACCUUUCUUAAUGUUUUAUUAUUUUUCAUUGCCUGCAUUCAACCAGCACCCGACUGAAUCGUACAGCUGUGCAAACAAUAUUUAAUUUUUCCUAGUGAAUGCAAUAUUUUAUUCUACAGAAUAACAGCCUGACUAUUGAUGUCCAGCAGACUGAAACACUGCAUACACUGACAAAAUGUGAAUCCUUGCAAUUUUUAAUACCUGCUGCUUAGCCAACAGUAAAGCCUAGGAUGAAGUGAAAUAUUUGUCCUGCAAUGCUGCAUUUGUAGCCUGGUAUGAGCACUGCACUGAAUGUGACUGUAAGACCUCCAUCAUCAUGAGGAACUCUCCACCCCUCUUACUGAUUGUUUGGCCUCCUGCAGUAGCCGCUUCUCCCAGGCUGUUGUGCACCUUGCAUCCCAGCACUCGUAUGCAACUUAGCAAAAUAAACAGACAGAUAUAAACC
Molecule: messenger RNA, 1982 nt
Organism: Epinephelus lanceolatus (giant grouper)
Lineage: Eukaryota; Metazoa; Chordata; Actinopteri; Perciformes; Serranidae
Product: ketosamine-3-kinase-like
Source: RefSeq, a predicted model, not a curated record